Parastagonospora nodorum SN15 is the source of this 1119-nucleotide messenger RNA. RefSeq lists its product as hypothetical. The record is from RefSeq and is a predicted model, not a curated record. The transcript is spliced from 2 exons. Bases 1 to 1119 code for a protein of 372 amino acids. Lineage: Eukaryota; Fungi; Ascomycota; Dothideomycetes; Pleosporales; Phaeosphaeriaceae.
AUGGCUCCGAUAGAUGCAUCAAUCUACUCUAAACUGGUACGCCGGUUCAGAGACUUCCUCCCAAUGGGUUCGAGCACCAGCACUCCUGGUCCCAUCGACAAGCGCGUUCUCACAAGCACCAAGGGGUCCAGGAUCCCUCCUCCUGCGCCCACGGAACUUCCCUAUCUCCCCAGAGAGCUUCGUCCUACCAGAGUGACAGCCGAGCUACAUCCCCGUACACAAGAGAUUGUUGAUGAGUGCCAUGAUUUCUUCAUAAAAAACUGGCCUUUCAAAACAGAGACACACAAGAAGCGGUUCUGUGACGAAGGCUACGCAUGGUUCAACUGCAUAUUGUGCCCCAUGGGGCUUGAUGAUCGCAUGGUUGGUGUGUGCAAGUUCUUGACCACCGGCUUCUUGAUCGACGAUAUGCUCGAUCGCAUGUCCGUGGAAGAGGGAAAGGCGCACAACGCUGUUGUCAUUGAGUGUUGUCGCGGAGAUCGAUUACCAGAUCGCGAGAAGCCUGCACAAUGGAUCAUGUACGACUUGUUCCAAGAGUUCCGCCAGAUCGACAAGGAGCUUUCAGACAUGCUCCUCAAAUACACAAUCGACUUUUUCAUCGCACAGACCGACGCGGAUAGGUCAAACAUCAAGAAUCUGCAAGGCUACUUUGAGUACCGACAUGCCGAUCUUGGUAAAGGCUUCAUGUCCGGAGUCAUGUGCUUCUCCAUGGGUCUCCAUGUCACACCUAGAGAGCUCGAACUUUUGCAACCUCUAGAGAUGAACGCCAUGAGGCAUGUCACACUCGUCAAUGACAUCGCGUCCUACGAGAAAGAAGUCCUUGCUGCCGGGAAAGGAGCUGCUCUUGGCCAAUUGUGCUCCGCCGUCCCCAUCUUCAUAGAGUCAUUUGGAGUCAAUGAGAAGAGCGCAAUGCGUAUCAUGUGGGAGGCGGCUCGCGAGAUGGAGAUCGAACACUUCAGGCUGUUCGAGGAGGUCACAAACCAGUGCGACUCUGAAGCCUUGAAGUUGUAUGCGAAAGGGCUCGAGUACCAGAUUGCUGGAAACGAGAGGUGGAAUCUCCUCACGCCGAGAUACAAUCGAUCAGGCGGGCUGCCGUUCAAUGAAGGAAGGAUUUGGGGUUGA